AGUGCCGCGGAGUUGGAGCGGGGCCGGCGCCGCGGCCGCUUCUGCUGGCCGAACUGCUGCCGCCGCCGGGCGGGCGGGCAGGCGGACGCGCAAAGCCGGAGCGGGCGCGGCGGGGCGCGGCGGGGCUGACCGGCCCCGAUGAGGCGCAAAGAGAAGCGGCUCCUGCAGGCGGUGGCGCUGGCUCUGGCGGCCCUGGUCCUCCUGCCCAACGUGGGGCUCUGGGCUCUGUACCGCGAGCGGCAGCCCGACGGUAGCCCUGGGGGAUCAGGAGUGGCAGUGGCCCCCGCGGUGGUACAGGACUUACCCAGUCGACCCAAAAAGACGCUUUUCUUGGGAGAUGAGCAAAAGCUGAAGGACUGGCACGACAAGGAGGCCGUCAGGAGGGACGCGCAGCGUGUAGGAAAUGGAGAACAGGGGCGGCCUUACCCCAUGACCGAUGCCGAGAGAGUGGACCAGGCAUACCGAGAAAAUGGAUUUAACAUCUACGUCAGUGAUAAAAUCUCCCUGAAUCGCUCUCUCCCCGAUAUCCGGCACCCAAACUGCAACGGCAAGCGCUACCUGGAGACACUCCCCAACACCAGCAUCAUCAUCCCCUUUCACAACGAGGGCUGGUCCUCACUGCUCCGCACCGUUCACAGCGUGCUCAACCGCUCACCCCCAGAACUGGUGGCCGAGAUCGUGUUGGUGGAUGACUUCAGUGAUCGAGAACACCUGAAGAAGCCACUGGAGGACUACAUGGCCCUUUUCCCCAGAGUGAGGAUUCUCCGGACCAAGAAACGGGAAGGCUUGAUAAGGACCCGGAUGCUGGGGGCUUCAGCCGCCACCGGAGACGUCAUCACGUUCUUAGACUCGCACUGUGAAGCCAACGUCAAUUGGCUCCCCCCUUUGCUAGACCGCAUUGCUCGGAACCGAAAGACUAUCGUGUGCCCAAUGAUUGACGUCAUCGACCACGACGACUUCCGGUACGAGACACAGGCCGGGGACGCCAUGCGGGGUGCCUUUGACUGGGAGAUGUAUUACAAACGAAUCCCCAUCCCACCAGAGCUGCAGAAGGCUGACCCCAGUGACCCAUUUGAGUCCCCCGUGAUGGCUGGAGGGCUGUUUGCUGUGGACCGGAAGUGGUUCUGGGAGUUGGGCGGCUAUGACCCUGGCUUGGAGAUCUGGGGAGGGGAACAAUAUGAGAUCUCCUUCAAGGUGUGGAUGUGUGGGGGUCGCAUGGAGGACAUCCCUUGCUCCAGGGUGGGCCACAUCUAUAGGAAGUAUGUGCCCUACAAGGUUCCUGCUGGAGUCAGCCUGGCCCGGAACCUGAAGCGAGUGGCGGAAGUGUGGAUGGACGAGUACGCGGAAUACAUAUACCAGCGCAGACCAGAGUACCGCCACCUCUCAGCCGGGGAUGUCGUGGCCCAGAAGAAGCUCCGAAGCUCCCUCAACUGCAAGAGCUUCAAGUGGUUUAUGACCAAGAUUGCCUGGGACCUGCCCAAGUUCUACCCACCUGUGGAGCCCCCAGCAGCGGCAUGGGGGGAGAUUCGCAAUGUGGGCACGGGACUGUGCACAGACACGAAGCACGGCACACUGGGCUCUCCACUGAGGCUUGAGACCUGCAUUCGGGGCCGUGGAGAGGCUGGCUGGAACAGCAUGCAGGUCUUCACCUUCACCUGGAGGGAGGACAUCCGGCCUGGGGACCCUCAACACACCAAGAAGUUCUGCUUCGACGCUGUCUCCCACACUAGCCCGGUCACCCUCUACGACUGCCACAGCAUGAAGGGCAACCAGCUGUGGAAGUACCGCAAGGACAAGACCCUGUACCACCCUGUGAGCGGCAGCUGCAUGGACUGCAGCGAAAGUGACCACAGGAUCUUCAUGAACGCCUGCAACCCCUCCUCCCUCACCCAGCAGUGGCUCUUUGAACACACCAACUCUACGGUCUUAGAAAAGUUCAACAGAAACUGAGUCCUCAGACCUCCUCGACGAGCCCCCUAGGGUUGCUGUGGAGCUUACAAACCUUCCUCCCGUGGGAGAAGGGCAUCUGUGGGCACCAAGGUGCUGGGCCAAAUGGCUUGGGACAGAGAGUUCUUGAAGCACUUGUGUGGUGGGGCCAGAGGGAGAAGAGGCCAUACAAAUGGCAGCGCUAAAAGGAGGCAGAGCCUGCUUGUUUUAUAGCAGAGCUCCUCAGGCUGUCAACAUGUCCCCUAAGGGGGGAGGAAUACCUGGGGCAGCCUCAGGCCAGAAAAUUAGUCCUAUGAGGUUGCUCGGCUCUCGGGCUGUUCAGACAUGACAGUGCCCUGGAAAGAAAGGUGGCAUUGGCCUUGGAAUAGCUUUGAAGCCAAUGUGGCAGCCGCUGGCAAGGCAGUGUCCCUGUCCCAGGGGAGACUGCCAGUAUUGCCCAGCUUCUGUGUUGGUCCAGGGCAGUGAGAGCCCACUGGGACCUCAGAGUGUUCCAUCACUAGGCAAAGGCCCCCUUACUCUGCAGCCAGAUGUAAAGGAUAUCUCCCCUGGCUCUUUGGGUAUUUCAGAUGCCCAUUCCAGCUUCAGGGAUGUCUGGGUACCAGGUUUUCAGGGCUAGUUCAGCUAACUAAGGAGACCUCCAGACUGAACAGCUCCCAGCCCAUGCUUCCAAAGUCCUUUCUCUAUGUCUCUCCUUGGCAGCUCCCUGCAUCAGAGAGGAAUGGGAGAGGGGCUCACCUCUAGAAUCCGCUGGGGGCAGCGUCCCCCAGAUAAUGACCAUUGUGGUUCCAACCUCAGAGAACCCUGGAGAUUCUGAAAAGUCCUGCGGUUCUGUCCAAAGCUAAGAUGAGCCAUGGGGUUCGCAGGCAUCCAAUGCAAGCAGCCAAGUGUCAGGCAACCCCUGACCCGAGCCCAUGUGUGACCCUAGGGGUGGAGGCCGUGGGGGACCAGUGCCUGAGCAUCACAGCUCCAGCCUUGUUAAUAGUGAGGAUCUCAUGAGCUAUUGUCCCCUCACCAGAUCACCCCUAACCCCUCGUCAGGGUUCUAGGGGUCUCAAACAAAAACUCACCCUCCAAAGAUUGGGCCACCUGAUCGUGUUACUUACCAGUGGAGUAACGGAUCCGCGGUUCUAGGGUCAGAGCUCUGCCUUAGUAAUUCUGGUACUGAGGUCAGCAAGCCCCCGGGUUGGCCAGGUGGCUGGUGUAGAGCCACCGCCACACGUCCCCUGUGCUGACACAGCUCUCGGGUGGAUUCCUGGUGUCCUUGUGGCCAUCUAGAAAGGAAUCAAAAAGGGGGUGGACAGGUGUCUAGAACCCGGUGGGGAUGCAGGUUGCAGCCAAGGGGAGUCGAGUCCUCGGAGAGCACUGUGGCCUCGUUACAAUAAAAACUGUGCCUUUUACAAAGAGAAAAUGCAGCCGAACAGCCGAUUCCCUAAACUUGAACCACUUCCUAGUGCCUUGCUAGACAAACAAACAGGGGCGGGUGGAGGAGGGGGGGGUCCUGUGAGCUGAGGGACUCAGGCAGGAGGUGCUAGGCUUGAAGCAGAACCUGAGAUCCAGAGCACCCCACAACAGGGGCAACUGCCUAUCUGUGCAGGAGCCCUCCCUGGGACAGGACGGCUCGAGGAGCCUGCAAGUUCUAGGGCCCUGGCAGCCUGUGCAGGGGACAUGCCAACCCCCAGAAGUGCUCCGCCUGUCCCUCACUAUCAAGGGCGAGAUGACCAGCUGGAUUUCCAGGUAAUGUCAAGCCAAGCAGAUGGUUAAGGCAGGGGCAGCCACAAAGCCAUCCCCAACGUAGCUUGUUUAUGACCGUCCUCAUCUGGUUCAUCCCCCUUCUUAGGUGGCCACUUCCUCUGAGCUCGCCUCAGAGCUCACGGACAGAGCUGAACUCUGUCCGACCUGAGGGCAUAAGACUUGAGGAGGUAAUGUCACAGGAAGGGCCAGGUUGAUUUGGUGGCUGACUGCAAAUGCUUGCUUCCCACCUUGUUUUGAUGUCAGGUGUGGAAAUCCUUUUCUCAAAGAGUCGGGUUUCCACUCAGCUGACAGUCCACACAGGCAGAAGGACCUGUGGACAUGCCACUGGCCAAGUGAUGGGCCAGGCGGCUAGCGCCUUUUCCUCCAAAGCUUUAUUCAGAGGCCGAGAUCACAAAACAAGAUGUGGUUAGAAAGGCAGCAUCCCCCACAGCCCCAUCCACCCAGAAGAUUCUGGAAACAUUUUUGGAAUGCAGAGUGUCCUUGCUGUGAGGCUCAGGCCUUCACGUGGCUAGCUGUCCUACCCUCUUCUGCCAACUGGAGUUCCUGGCUUUGAGAGCAACCAGGUGGCAGCAGGCUGCUCUCAAGGGCGAUUUCCAAAGUCAGCAUCACGGUGCCUCCUCAGUCCCCCCCCUGUGGCAGUCAUUCCUGUGCGUAGCUGGGAAUCGCAGACUCUUGGUUUCAGCAGUCCCUGGUUCUUGCCAGUUAGGCAGCUUGCAUCCAGCGCUCAGGGGGUGUUGUGUUUGUAGUUUCCUAAAGGCUGGCAGUGGGAGCGGGACGACGCAAGCGUGCAGUUUCGCCCUUGAAUUUAUCAACUUGCCCCUAACGCUUUCUAUGACAAAUCCGUGUCAUAGUUGGGUUCAAGGUUGUUUCUGAUCCAGAGUCCUGCUGCCACCAUGGGGUGAGAGUGGUCCCGGGUUUCAGGACUUUAAUAUGCCCCACUCUGCUCUGUGACUGGCUGGAAGGCUGGGUCCCCAGGGCUGCAGGUAGGAAAGCUGGGAAAUGAGACAGGAAUUCUGUGGGGAAAGCCCAAGACCAGCCAUCCCUUCUGCCUGAAAAGACUGAACCUGUGAAGGACGACCUACCACGUUCAGUUGUGACUCCGAUUGUUCAAUAAACCUCCAGAUUUUCUCUAAA
This is a messenger RNA of Alexandromys fortis (reed vole), 4832 nucleotides long. RefSeq names its product polypeptide N-acetylgalactosaminyltransferase 10 (gene Galnt10). Gene Ontology annotation, cellular component: Golgi apparatus. The transcript has 12 exons. NCBI's taxonomy places the organism in Eukaryota, Metazoa, Chordata, Mammalia, Rodentia, Cricetidae. The record is from RefSeq and is a predicted model, not a curated record. Bases 139 to 1950 code for a protein of 603 amino acids. Gene Ontology annotation, molecular function: polypeptide N-acetylgalactosaminyltransferase activity. Gene Ontology annotation, biological process: protein O-linked glycosylation.